AUGAACCAGCCCAGUGAGGACCCAUGUGACAUCAUGGCAUUCCCUCCCAAGCUGAUGGCAGAGCAGCUGACUCUGAUGGAUGUGGAGCGGUUUAGCGAGGUGGUGCCCUAUGACUGCCUGGGCUCCAUCUGGUCCCAAUGCAACGAGAAGGGAAAGGAGCACCUGGCACCCACCACUCAUGUCACCAUCACCCAAUUUAAUAAUGUGGCCAAUUGCAUCAUCAUCACCUGUCUCAUGGGCCACAGCAUGAAGGCCCAGGACAGAGCCAGGGUGGUGGAGCACUGGAUCAAGGUGGCCAGGGAAUGCUUGGUCCUCAGGAACUUCUCAGUCCAUGCCAUGCUCUCUGCUCUGCAGAGCACCUCGAUCCAUCAAAUGAAAAGGACAUGGAGGGAAGUUUCCAGGGAUGAUGAGCCUGUUGUGCAGGCCUCACAGAGUGGCGAUGAGGUUAAUGAGGUUCACGGAGUGUUCAGGGUGCUGAGAACAAUGAUGAGGACAGUAAUAGGAGUUCUCAGGGGAUCCUCUCCAGAUGCGGAAACAAGGAGGGGAGGCCAGGGUGCACGCCCAAGACCACGCUGGAGAGUGUCACGGCUGGCUUCGAAUCGAGAACCAGAGCCGCUGGAGGUGGUGGCACUACACCAGCUGAUGGAUCAGAUUUCCAGAGUUCAGGGUCAGGGGCAGGGGUGUAACUGGGUGGGGACCAUCAAAUUGGCCACCCUGGAGAUGAACCAUCAGAGAGUCCAGAUGAGGCAGCGGCAGCAGAAAAAACUACAAGCUCUCCUGCCAGCUGGAGCCCCCCUCCCACUAGGCCGGCGACACCCUCAAGGCGAAGAAGAGCAGGCCCAAGGAAGCCAGGCAGCCGCAACUGCGUUCCCAGCUCCACCUCUGACCAGCCCU
Molecule: messenger RNA, 894 nt
Organism: Galeopterus variegatus (Sunda flying lemur)
Lineage: Eukaryota; Metazoa; Chordata; Mammalia; Dermoptera; Cynocephalidae
Exons: 6
Biological process (GO): Ras protein signal transduction; positive regulation of GTPase activity
Cellular component (GO): plasma membrane
Molecular function (GO): guanyl-nucleotide exchange factor activity
Source: RefSeq, a predicted model, not a curated record